AGUCAUGAUCCUGACUGGGACCUUGUUUAUGUUGGUCGUAAAGAGCUGAGUCCUAAUCUUGAGAGUAUUAUUCCAGGAACAAAGAACCUUGUAAUACCUCGGUACUCAUAUUGGAUGUUAGGUUAUAUAAUAUCAAAUAGAGGAGCUGAGAAACUGAUAGCUGGGAGACCUUUUGAUAAUAUACUACCAGUUGAUGAGUACAUACCAAUAAUGUAUAAUGACCAUCCUGAGAGUGAUUGGGUCCAUUAUUAUGAGAACACUACUAGAGAUUUACGUGUCUAUUCUACCUAUCCAUUGCUAGUCUAUCCAACUCAUUUUGCUGGUGAUAAAGGAUGGUACAGUGACACAGAGCCACCAAUUGAGGUACUACAGGAGAUACAUAAAAGAAAGUUAAAAGAAGAAGAGGAGGAAGCAGCAAAGAAGGAAAAAGAGAAAGAAAAGGAAAAGACAGAACUGUAAUGAACUACAAUUAUUAGGUGAAAUGUACAUACAUGUAUUCAAAUGGCAUACUAUUAUUAUUGAUAUUAUUAUUAUUUUCAAGAUUAACAAGACAUCAUUUAAAAUAGCAA
This is a messenger RNA of Amphimedon queenslandica, 569 nucleotides long. RefSeq names its product glycosyltransferase 25 family member-like. NCBI's taxonomy places the organism in Eukaryota, Metazoa, Porifera, Demospongiae, Haplosclerida, Niphatidae. The record is from RefSeq and is a predicted model, not a curated record. The transcript has 4 exons. Bases 115 to 459 code for a protein of 114 amino acids.